This is a messenger RNA of Pantherophis guttatus, 4448 nucleotides long. It is a transcript of the gene PRKCI, whose product is annotated as protein kinase C iota. Gene Ontology annotation, biological process: protein phosphorylation. The record is from RefSeq and is a predicted model, not a curated record. NCBI's taxonomy places the organism in Eukaryota, Metazoa, Chordata, Lepidosauria, Squamata, Colubridae. Gene Ontology annotation, molecular function: diacylglycerol-dependent serine/threonine kinase activity; protein binding; ATP binding.
CACGGCGGAGGGGCGAUGCCGACUCAGCGCGAGAGCGGCAGCAACAGCGGCGGCGGCGGCGGCGGCACUAGCAUGUCGCACCCGGGCCCGGGAAGCGGCGGCGGCGGCGGCGGGAUCGGUAGCCUUGGUGGCCCCGGAGGGGACAGCGCCCAUCAGGUCCGCGUCAAGGCUUAUUAUAAAGGGGACAUUAUGAUAACUUAUUUUGAGCCUUCUAUCUCCUUUGAGGGACUAUGUAAUGAAGUUCGAGACAUGUGCGCCUUCGAUAAUGAACAGUUAUUUACUAUGAAAUGGAUUGACGAAGAAGGAGAUCCAUGUACUGUUUCUUCCCAGCUGGAACUGGAAGAGGCUUUUCGUCUAUAUGAAUUAAAUAAGGAUUCUGAACUUCUAAUACAUGUAUUUCCUUGUGUACCAGAAAGGCCGGGAAUGCCCUGUCCAGGGGAAGAUAAAUCUAUUUAUCGUAGGGGUGCACGGAGAUGGAGAAAGCUCUAUUGUGCAAAUGGUCAUACGUUUCAAGCCAAGCGUUUUAACAGAAGAGCUCAUUGUGCCAUCUGUACUGACCGAAUAUGGGGAUUAGGACGCCAGGGAUAUAAAUGCAUCAAUUGUAAACUUCUAGUUCAUAAAAAAUGUCAUAAACUUGUCAGCAUAGAAUGUGGCCGUCAUGCUUUACCACCGGAGCCUAUGGAUCAUUCCUCAGUGCACUCUGAUAAUAUAGAACCAGUGAUUCCCUAUCAUCCUUCAAGUCAUGAAAGUUUAGACCACGUUGGUGAAGAAAAGGAGGCAAAGAGUAGAGAAAGUGGCAAAGUAUCUUCCAGUCUAGGUCUCCAAGAUUUCGAUUUACUUCGUGUUAUAGGGAGAGGAAGUUACGCAAAAGUACUUUUAGUUCGAUUAAAGAAGACGGAGCGCAUUUAUGCCAUGAAAGUUGUGAAAAAAGAAUUAGUUAAUGAUGAUGAGGAUAUUGAUUGGGUUCAAACAGAAAAGCAUGUCUUUGAGCAAGCAUCAAAUCAUCCUUUCCUUGUUGGUCUUCACUCAUGUUUUCAGACAGAAAGCAGGCUAUUUUUCGUUAUCGAAUAUGUGAAUGGAGGAGAUCUCAUGUUCCACAUGCAGCGACAAAGGAAAUUGCCAGAAGAGCAUGCCAGGUUUUACUCUGCAGAAAUCAGUUUAGCUUUAAACUACCUUCAUGAACGAGGAAUAAUUUAUAGAGACUUGAAGCUGGACAAUGUUUUGCUGGAUUCUGAGGGACAUAUCAAGUUGACUGACUAUGGCAUGUGCAAGGAAGGAUUAAGACCUGGCGACACCACCAGCACUUUCUGUGGCACUCCUAAUUAUAUUGCUCCUGAAAUUUUACGUGGAGAAGAUUAUGGAUUUAGUGUGGACUGGUGGGCUUUAGGUGUCCUGAUGUUUGAAAUGAUGGCGGGAAGAUCUCCGUUUGAUAUUGUUGGAAGUUCUGAUAAUCCUGAUCAAAAUACAGAAGAUUACCUCUUCCAAGUUAUUCUGGAGAAGCAAAUCCGUAUCCCACGUUCCCUUUCUGUGAAAGCAGCAAGUGUUCUAAAAAGCUUUUUAAACAAGGAUCCAAAAGAACGUUUAGGAUGCCAUCCUCAAACAGGUUUUGCAGACAUUCAAGGACAUCCGUUUUUUCGCAAUGUUGAUUGGGAUCUGAUGGAACAAAAACAGGUUGUUCCUCCAUUUAAACCAAAUAUUUCUGGAGAAUUUGGUCUGGAUAACUUUGAUUCUCAGUUUACCAAUGAACCUGUACAACUCACACCAGACGAUGAUGAUAUUGUAAAGAAGAUUGAUCAGUCCGAGUUUGAAGGAUUUGAAUAUAUCAAUCCCCUCCUGAUGUCAGCCGAAGAAUGUGUCUGAUCUCCUACGCGUGACCUGUGCCAUCUUUUUUAUAAAUGUUUUGCCUGCAUGGGUGAAAAAUGUUUCUGUUGGGAAGCAAUGGAUCCAAUGCAUUUGUCAUCUGGUAUGAACUUUAUCAUAACAUAUCAUUAACGUGCUAUAAGCGGAAUACUUGCUCACUGAUAUAAAAGGAAACAAAAGAUUCCACCAAAAUUGGAGUCUAAGACACGGUAAUUGUUCUGGGCAGGAGUUAUCUAAUAUGAAAUAAAAGAUUUUGCCAGAUGUUCUGCUUCACAUGUAAAGUUAGUUUGUGUUUUAUAGAUUUGCUGUUUCAUUAAGUGAUGUUUAGCAAACUGUAUAUAAAGUGUGGUUUUCUGACAGCUAGGUUUAGAGAUAGUAAGACUGCAUCGGGUUUUUUUUCUUCCUUCCAUCUUUACUUAUUUUUAUUUACUGCAUUAUCCAAAUUAAGCUACCAAAUUAAUUGUAAAAAAAUUGCAAAAUAAGAAGUAUCCCCACACUGAAUGUACUAAAUGUUAUGUCCACAAAAGACAGGAGCUUUUAUACAGAUAGUAUAAAAAGCUGCUCUCAUUUUGUAAACGUUCUGAAUUUACUGUGAAUUGACUUCGUUAUUGAGACCCCAUUGGAUUGGGUGAGUUGUGCUUCUGAUUAAAUCUCCGUAUAAUUACUGUCUUGCGACAAUUCUGACUUUGAAACAUCUUAUGUAUACUUAUUAUCUGUAUCCCUUAAGAAUUAUGAAUGAAGCCUACAUUCUGCAGACUAAAUGAAAGUGAUACAGCAUUUCCGGUGACAGUGAUAAAAUCAUGGAUAGUAGAUGCAAUGACAUUAACGGUUCUAUUGUAAAAGAGAAUUUUCUUAUCAAGCACAUGUAUUACAUUGUUUUUAAUUUUUAGUGAAGUCUUCAAUAACUUAUGCUAUAUAAAUGAGUGCCUUCCUCAGCUUUUGGAUUAUUAUAUAGUAUAAAACUAAUUUAAGCAAAAAAAAAAAUAAAUCAGUUGUUGGGUCUUUUUGAGGAGAAAUAGGUAGAUAAUGUUCCAUGUGGCUAUUUCAUCAUAUUAACGGGGACCGUAAUUUACUUACACAAUGUUUUUAUUUAUACAUAUUAUAAAACAAAAAAGAUGUUGAGAAAAAAUGCAAAGAGUAGCAACUAAGGGCCUGGAGCAACUAAGGGCCUAAGAGCAAUGAAGGGCCUGGAGACCAAAACAUAAGAGGAAUGGUUGAAUAGGAAUUGGGUAUGGGUAUGGCCAGUCUAGAGAAAAGAAGGACUAGGAGAGACAUGAUAGCAGUGUUCCAGUAUUUGAGGGACUGCCACAUGGAAGAGGGGGUCAACUUAUUUUCCAAAGGACCAGAAGGCAAGACAAGAAACAGCGGAGGGAAACCAAUCAGGGAGAGAAUUAAGGAGAAACUUCCUAACAGUGAGGACAAUUAACCAGCGGGAUGGCUUGCCUCCAGAAGUUGUAGGUGCUUCAUCACUGGAGGUUCUUAAGAAAAGACUGGACAGACCCCUGUCUGAAAUGUAUAGGGUCUCCUGCUUGAGCAGAGGAUUAGACUAGAAGACCUCCAAGAUCCUUUCCAGCUCCGUUCUGAUCAGGAGGAGAGAGAAAGGGGGCACCCACAUAGUCACACCAGCCAAAUCAGUCUGGCAGUCAAUGAGGUGACAGAUUUCCCAGUUAAAUCCUCACAAGUACAGAUUACUCUUUUUGCUACUAUGGCAUUUAUUGAACUUUAGUGCAUGGGGGAAAAUUUGUUUAUUUGAAUAGUAUGAAUUAUUUUGUAUUAUUCAAAUAAAAGCACUAAUUGAUUCUUGUACUUUCAUUAUAAUGCUAACAAGCUGUGUCAUACUCAGGGUACAUCUAAACAUCUUUUUAGUCCUGGUAAAUUUUAGAUCUGGUAAAUUAUCUUUAGUAAUCUUUUGAGGGGGGCAGCAAUUAUUUCUGUGGCAUAAACUUAAAUGCUUGACUCCUUCCCUCUUCCUUUUCAGAUUUCUCCAUUACAGCAAAUAAAAUUAGGCUACUUACAAUGGGCUCGGUACAAAAUGGUUUUCUUACCAGAAGUACUUUGUCUGACUCGCACAAGUCUAGAAUAAAAUUUUAACAUUCAAGAAUUCUAAGCACAAAAUUGAUGCAUUUACAGACAGAAUUGCUUCUACUCCCUCCUGUAAAUGUGUCUCUCUGUCUGACUGUCUGACUGACUGUGUACAUGUGUAGUGUAUAUUUCAUUUUGUGAUGUCAACUUUAACGAAGAUUUGAAUAUUAAAACAUGUAUUUUGAGGGUUUUUUUCAUAUUUGUUUCAGGUAAAUGCCAUGAUAUUAAAGUGUUAAUUUUUAAACCUUUUUAUGAAAAUGUAGAAGCUAUUUUAAAAUAAUUGAAUUAGGAAUUCAGAUAUGGACAAGCUGAUGGGCUGUAACGGUUGGUUUUAUAUAAAAACUGUGUUGGUGGAUGUUUUCACUGAACUUGUUCUGUUCUGUUGUGAGUUUCCUUCUUUUGUUGCCUUUGAUAUUUGUGUAACCAUCUCCUGAAAUUUCUACAUACUUUUUAAACUGUCAUUUUUAAGUUUCAAAAUAAAAAAAAAAGCAGGGCUUUUGUUUAUA